GAGGGCGAUGAAGGCAACGCGGACGUCGGGAUCCUGGCGUCGGGGUUCCAGAAGGUGGUGUUCCGGGGCCAGAAGUGGGCCAUCCGGCACCUGUCACUGGCGGGCCUGCUGCCCAGCACCCACCACUACAUGACCUACGACGGCUCCACCACCCAUCCCGGCUGCUGGGAGACCACCACCUGGCUCAUCAUGAACAAGCCCAUAUAUAUCACUAGGCAGCAGCUCUACGCACUUCGGCUACUGAUGCAGGGAGAUCAGAAAUCUCCGAAGGCGAAGAUGGCGAACAACUACCGUCCCGUGAAGCCCCUGCACCACAGGACCGUCAGAACCAACAUCGACUUCACCAACGCCCACCGGAGUAAGGGCUGUCCCACCAUGCACCGGGAGAUGUUCUACGCAG
Messenger RNA from Procambarus clarkii (red swamp crayfish), 400 nucleotides. The record is from RefSeq and is a predicted model, not a curated record. NCBI's taxonomy places the organism in Eukaryota, Metazoa, Arthropoda, Malacostraca, Decapoda, Cambaridae.